CACGCUUCGCCUUCAAUCCUCAAACGGACUCCUCGGUCAUUCAGCCCCCCUCCCGCCCAGGUCCAUCCUUCAUUAAGGGGAGCAGCCUGCCACUGUUAAAACGUGGAGGGAAGGACACAGAGAGGGACGCCCGCCGCUGACUGCGCGGCUCCAUUGUUAGUCUGGUUAAAUUUACGAUUUUGUCGACAUAUUUAGUGCAUUUUACCUCCGUGCUGGACCUAGAGGGAGGGACUGUUUGUUUCUCCCGGAGUCUUCAGGAGCAGAGGCGGCGGUUGAAAGGACAUUAAGGUGUGAGAGGAACUGGCCAUUCAAGACGAGUGUGAGCAGUUGGACCCUACUUAACAGCAGCAACAUCAGUGUCCACACCUUAGGAGGAGGGGAUGAAACCGGAUGGGGUUACCAUGGAAACCACGGAGCCCACUGAAGCUGCAGAAGUAGCAGAGCCAUCUUCAUCGCAGGACAACUCAACAGAGCAAGCAUCAUCUAAACCAGAGGAUGCUGCGACUGAUGCAGUGCCCGCGGCUGCUCCAAAAGCCAAUGGCAAGCCAGUGGCAGCAGAGCCCAAAGUCAAACUAAAAGCCGUUGCAACUAAAAUACAGCCCACAGCCAAAUCUGUAGGGGCUUCUGGAUCCAACUCACGGCCAGGUACUGCCUCGCACCGUAUGAUGAAUAAUGUCAAAUCCUCCAACAAUGUCUCUGCAGCUGCGGUCAAGAGAACAACAACGACAACCGCAGCAAAAGCAUCAGCAGCGGGAGCUGUACCUAAAAGACCACUGGGUGCAGCAGCGGCUUCCACCACGGUCAGGAACCAAAAUCGAGUGCCUGAAAAGAAGUCUGUUGGACCUUCUGGGACUACCUCUGUUGCUGCUUCCACAGUAACAAAUGGUACCAAGCCAACAACAGUGAAUGGCACUAAGAGGAGACCAGUGGCUGAGACUGCUAAUGCAGCAAGACCCAAAACCAUACCUGCUACCAGCAGACCAAUGGUGUCCACUGCCCCAAAAAACAGCACUUCGACUACAACAAAAGCCGGCAGUGCUGCUGUUUCAAAGACCACAAGGCCUGCUACAGCUCCCUCAACAGCUCGGCCUGCGUCCACCACAUCUAGGCCCACCACAGCUACAACCAAGUCCUCCACCACUGCAGUUGCCAAAACCGCUGCCUCUAGACUUACUACAGCAACCUCUACUGGCAGGACCACAGCAGCACAGCCUCCCAAAACUGCUGCUGCUAAAAAAGAUGUGAGUCGUCCACCUUCUACUACAGUGGCUAAGAAACCUACAACAGCUACAACAUCAGCUGCCCCCAAAAAACCAGAACCAUCGAGACCUGUGGCCACCGUAAAGCUCAAUGCUGCCUCCAAAUGGUCUGCGACAGCAAAGGCAACAGACCCCAAAGUGUCACAGUCCAAAACUCAACAGCCUGCAAAACCUCCCACAAAAAAACCUGUUUCUGCUGUUCGGUUCCCUGCCCUUAACAAACAACCCCUUGGCCGAACCCCACCUGCCUCUCCAGCCAGCAAACCUGCAAAUGGCAACACCUCUCAGGCAAAACGUGGAACCAAACCCACUCAGGCUGUCCCACCUUUUACUGCUAUCAAGAAGACAGGGGUUUCAGAUACUACCACACCUGCUACAGAAGCGCAGAGUACUGCCGGUGCAGCAGUAGCAGUGGUAGUAGCUGCCACAGCAGCAGCUAUUCUCGCAGAAACACAAGCUGAGGCUACAGUGGCCUUACCACAAGGAUCAUUCCUUGCUGCCGCUGCACCAGAGGAGGUCCCUCCCCCACCCUUGGCACAGAAUACCCCACCAGAGGUGGUACCUCAAGAGCUUGCGCAAAGUCAUGCAGCUGCUCCCACUCCUCCAGAAAGCCCUGUCAGUACAGCUUUCCCACAAACAUUUCCACCCCAAGAACAGCUAGAAAUCAGUGCUCCUUUACUAACAACGCAGGAGCAGAUCCCUGCCCCAGCUGAGCCCACAUUACCACCUGUGGCCUCCCCUCCAGGCCUAUCAGAAGAACCUGUUUACUUGCUAACAAACCAAACCCCCUCCACAUCUAAAACCCUCCCAGAAGUAGCAAAUGCCAUCCCUCAGAUAGAUCCUCCCACCGAUCUAAAUGAGGAAGAUGAUGAAGAGGAGAGGGAGAGAAGCCAGCUGGUUUCUAUGUCUGAAAUGAGUGGGACCACACAGCCCACAGAAGAGUCCCAUCCUGGAUCAGUUGGACCAGUGGGCGGGUCUGCUUGGCGAGCCAGUGGUGCCUUGCUUUCUGAGCUGGACUCUGAAGAUGUAAGCGGCAGCCAGCAGGGUGCGUCUGAAUUUAGCACCCCUGGUGUAAUGGAGGGCACAGAGAGCAUGGAUGAUCUGGGAGAAGGCAGCCUCAAAGGAGCCAUUGACAUGGAAGGUGCCUCAGCAGGUUCCCCUGACUCUGAGAAGGUUCCUGACAUACCAGUUAAUGACUUUGAUGAGGAUGAAGAUGAGGAGGACGAUGACAAUGAUCGUGUGUGUGACAUGGAUGUGGGCUCAGAGCGGACAGAUGAGCUGCAGAGACCCAGGCAUGACAAUGAUGUGGAUGAUGAUGAUGAGGAGGAUGAGGAUGUGGAGAUGGCUAGUGAGGGGGUGACAGAGAGUGGCCUGGAAAGCUAUGGGAAUGCAGAUGAGGAUGACUUUGCUGAGGAUGAAAGGCUGGACAACUUGAACAGAGUGGCCCAGCCACCUCCUCCCCCUCCUCUGCUGCCCUCUGCCCCAGCUGCUCAGUGGGACCAACCAAACCCCUUCGCUGAUCACUGGGCAGAACCUCUUCAGCCACAGCAGGUUCUUGAGCACAUCUCCCAGGUGGCAGGAGCAGCUGUAGCAAGUCCUUUGGUAGACCCCUGGCAAGCAGACUCUGAGACCCCAACUCAGACCCCAGCCCAAGCCUGGCUAGAACUAGGCUCUGCUCCUUUUGUUAAUGAAAACCAAGAAGCCCCCCAUCAUUCCUCUGUCAGAGAUGAGCCACAAAAUCUGCAGGCCCAAAUGUACUUGGAUCAGCCCUGCCUUGCCCCAAUGCAGACCCUGACCCCAGCUCCCCUCUCUGCCCCAGGAAUGUCUUUGUCAAGCACCCUGAGCAGUGAGACCAGCACACCUGAGGAACUUGGUGACUACAAUCGAGAGGGGAAGCUCCAGCCUCAAGAUGCGCAAGUCCCACUGCUUUCUCCCCAGCAUGACAUGGACUACCAGGACCUGGGCAUCCACUUGGAGAGCGGAGACAGGGAAGGAGAGGAGGAGGCAGAGGCAGAGACCCUGCCGGCUGACGAAGUCCUUGGAGGCCCUGCAACUGCCCCCACUUCCAACCCUUCCUCAUCCUCCGUAACAGAAGACGAGGCCAGUGACACAGAGGGAGAAGCUCAGUUGGAUGAUUCUUUGGAGAAUCCAGCAGUCGGUCACAUCACCUUUGACAGCCAGCCCUCAGCACAGCACUGCCUGUCCACUGUGGAAGAGGGAGAGGAGGCUGAUAUGGAGGAGGCCGGCGCAGGUGAAGACACCACCCCACCUUCAGCUACCUCGUUGGCGUCUUACGGCUUUGACACCAUAACCACAGCUUCAAACUCCAACGCUCAGUCCACAGGGGAGAGCUGCAUCAAGAGCCCUGGCAUCUUCUCCCUGGAGGAGCUGCCUGAGGAGGCCAAGGAGCCCUGUCUCAUCCCGCAGUCUCUCACCCAGCCGUGCCUCGCAGAGCAGCAGUACAUCGAGUGUGGGAAGCAGGGAGCAGAGUCAGCUGAGCUUGUCCACGAGGAAGCGCCGGGGUCAGAGGAAGACCCUUCAUCAACUCUGUACACUUUGCAGCAACCAGAGGAAAACCCAGACGACAUCCAACCUCCCUACUAUUCUGCUAUCUGUGAAAAGACUGAGAACUCUUUCGCAGGCUUCACUGCACUACCGCACCAUCACCGCCGCGAUCACUCAGCAUACCCUAGAACCUACUGCGACAUCGUCAUACCUCAUGGCGCCUCUGUUACCCCACCAAAGCUGACCUGUGCUGACCUCCCACCCAGGAGCCCCGGGCAGCAGGCGUUGAGCCCCCAGCUCCUCAGGCUGGAGCAACACCAGAGACAGCUGCUGGAGCUGCAGCAACGCAGGGACCAGCAGUGCAGACCACUGGAGGAGGCAGAGCAGGAGAGGAAGAAGCGGGAGGAGGAGGAGCAGAGGAAGAAGAAGGAGGAAGCGGAAGAAGAAAUAAAGAGGAAUAAAGAGGAGGAGGACAGGAAAAUAAAAGAGGCAGAGACGACAAAGAAGGAAGAGGAGCUGAAGCAGAGGAGAGACCUUGAACAACAACUGCAGCAGCAACAACAGGAGCUGAAGCAAAGGCAGCAAAUCAUGCAGUGGCAGCAAGAGCUGCAACAGUCUAAUAAAGGUACGACGGUACUGUUGUCCCCCUCCUCUGGCCUUUGCACUAUCUAUGAAGCCCUGGAGAAUAGUGAUGAAGGGGAGGCUGAAGAUGAAGAACAGGGAACAAAGAAGCUGAACCACACUGAAGAAAAUGAAGAGCUCAAGCAAGAGACGUCAAAUGAAGACAUUGACGAUGAUUGUGAAAGGGAGACGUCAGAUGAAGACAAACAUAGAGACUCUUCAUCUUCAACUGAGAUCCCGCCUCCUCACCAAGACUCCCCUCAGACACCCAGCAGCCCCUCCCAGGAUGGUGACAGCUCCUCCCCUUUCCCUCCCGAGUCUCCAGAGCGACCUCCACCCCUGGACCUGGAUUGGGGGAAGAAAGUGGACAUAGUCCAGCAGCUGAUCAAUCAGACUCUUCUGCUCAAUGGAGAUGGCUGCUCCUCCCUGCUGCUGAUGCCAGGGGGUGCAGGAGGCACACUGAGCCCCCUGGAGAGCAGCCUGUGGCCCAGCCUGCUGCCUCCACUCACCCCUCCCUCUGCCACCGUCACCUCUGUCAGUAGUUUCUCCCCAGAGGCCACUGGAAGCUCCCCACAGGGAGAGUGGACAGUGGUAGAGCUGGAGACACAUCACUGAGGGACCUGAGUGCGUGAUUUAACUCACACACUUUAAUCUGCAGAUCCUGCAGUAAUGUUAAACGUUAACAUCACUCACACAGGGAUGGUGACACAAGUGCUGUCUAUACGUGCACACAAACAUGGGAAUUCAAGAUAAGAGGAGACAAACAAGACAGGGUAAUAUACACAUGUAUGCAGAGUGGCCCACAUUUACUGUGGUGUUACUAAACACAAUAAAGCAAAAAUAAUAUUUACUUGUGGAACAGCUGUGAACAGCUGUACAAGAUAUUAUAUACAAUAUUUGGGCUGGGAAAAAAAUUGAAGUUACCAGAAGAAAUUCUUUCGCAUCGAUUUGCAUCACAAUAUCUGUUAGAGGAUAAACUAGAUCACUUAGAUGUCCGUCCCAUUGUACUGAAUGAUGCAGGGUUGUUUUAAAAUGUCAUUCCAAAGUAUUUCAGAAAAAUAACCCUCAGAGAAUUAUUUUUGUAGUGUUAAAUUAGGUAUUACAGUUCACGACGUGUAAGGAAAAUAUCAAUGAUGGAUCACCAAGAUAAUAAUUUAUAUUGAUACAAUGCCCAGUCCUGUAGGCAGACCUGUAAACUGUGGUGCUUUAGAUCAGUGGUUCCCAACCAAUAAGGGGCCACAAGAUGAAUCUGAAGGGUUCUAAAUGUACUGUAAAAACAAGCACAUUUAAUACACAGACACUAAUUGUUGGCAGUGCUACAGUUUAACAGCUGGCGGUUUAUUUCAAAUAUGUAUGAAGUUUAAUUGAUGCAAAAAAGGUAAGCGACUUUCUUGUUCUGAAUUAAAACUCUCAGGCCACAGGCCACCCUUCGCUGACAAGGGAAUGGUCAGUUUUAGGAUUCAGAAAGUUGAAGACUGUAUUAAGGUCGUGGUUAUGGUCAAGGUAAGUCAAGUCACUGAAUCAGACUGAAAUUUUAUAUUCUGUCUUUCUACUUUUUAUUAACCACCUGUUUUCAAGCCUUCUCUACAGUUUGAGGAACAAAACUGAGUGAGUGUUAAAUAUUUGGUCAUAUUCUUAGGCUUCAUCAAAAUAUAUGUCAAAACAUAUAUAUAUAUCCAUCCCAAAUUAAGAUAUCAGACAGAAUGAUGAAGGUAUUUAACUACAAUGCUGCCUAAGAGUCUGUUCAGGGCAAGAAAGUCUCUGAUGCUGCCAGUGAAGAACCUGCGUCUCAUCGCGGCCACAGAAAUUUAAGAAGACGGGCUUAACACAACACCACACCGAAACUCAGCACCUCUAUUACCUCACACACGAUAUCCUACACCAUGGCAAACACAAGACUUUACCGACUAUAAUAUUACAUUUCAAUCCUUUAAACCCACACACCUGAAACCAUGUGAUUACUGACGGAAUCCCAUGAUGCAUCACUGCUACUGACUUAACAGGGUGCAACUGGACACUUUUCUUUAUGCCAAAUCUUUGUGCCAUGGGUAGCCACUCUCACCCCAAUGGUGCCAAAUGGCCACUAUUAAUCUAAGUUAAAUACACAGAUAGAUUUGGUUGCUUUUAUUUAAGUUCCUCACCUGUAGCCCCUUUAUUUGAAGCCAGAGCUUCAUACAUGCUGACAUGUUUCCUUGUCACCCUAUUUAAAAUUGGGAAUACACUGGAGAUAUUUUGCUACUGAAUAAUGAAAGAAGACCGCUGAUCCCCAGAUUUCUGUGAAAUUGCACUUAAUGAAAUCCCUAAAGUCUUGUAAGGUAUAUUCAUUCUAAUAUGUUGAUCACAGAGGCCUAAAAGCUAUGGCUGGUUAUUUACAAGUCUCUGCUGUCGUCCGCUUUCUCAACUUACUUUGGUCUAAUUUAUUUGCAAACUGAGAUCAAAGAAAUCAUCAUGUUUACCAAAGGUUAGUGCGGCAUGCAAGCAUUUCCCUUUGAAACACUGGAGUCAGGCGCUAAUGAGGUUUUAGUUAUGUGCAUAUGAUUGUGUUGAUAGAUGAGGUUUGUUAGUGAUUUAAUUAAAUACUGCUGAAGGUUUGUUUUUGCAAAAAGAUCUCUUAUGGUCAACGUCACUGUUCUGUAGCUGCACAUGAACUUUUCCAUAGGUGUAGUCUUCCUUAGAUUCUCAUGCUCGCGUGUUAGAUGACGUUACUUCAGUCACAGACAACAGACAGAUGAUAGUCUGUGAUUACACCGGCCCUCUAGUCUGGUAACGUACAAUACACAGACUUAAUAAUUUCUAUGGGUUUUAACCGAUACUGCUGUGAAGGUCAGGGGUCACUGUUUUGUCUUAUGAGGAGGAGGAAUAUUAUUAAAAGGGAGGGAAUUCUGGGAUAUCAGGUUAUUCUGGGUAUUAACUGUGUUAAUGUUGAAUCUGUGAUGAGUUAUGGUACGGUUGUGUGUGUGUAUGUGUAUGUCUGUCUGUCUGUCUGUCUGUCUUUCAGUCAGCAUUUAAGGCAGUCAUAUUGAGAUUCACUGUAAUGUCAGUUUCUAGGAUUAGGGAAUUCUUUAAAGCCAAAUUCUCUAAUUUUCUAACACCCCUUUUAGAUCGGACUUUUAUUUCCUCUCCUGUUCCUUUAAAUCUGUUUUAUAUUUAGUCAGUUCUUGGCUUGUUGCCUUGUCCUCCAGUGUUAAAACCGUAUGAAGGCUGAAUUGUUUAUUAACUGAAGUGGAAACUGAGGAGAUUUGGCAUCCAGUCCUGUUACCUUAACUGACUUUUAAGACAGCUUCUUGCCGCUUUCCCACUAUUGGAUCCAGCAAAGAAAAUGACCCUUAUCAUUGCACACAACUUUGUCCAGUCUCUUAUCAAAGUUUGUGUAGUACAUGAGAAGCUGCAUGUCCGCACCUCCAGGCGGGACACAUUACACACUGCAUUUUUGACAAAUUUGGACUUUUUAAAUGUGCUUUCGCAAACCUGUCUGUGUAGUGUUUUUGUAAGCGUUUGUGUGUAUAUUGUUUAAAGACUGAUCACUGUAAUGAAGGGAAACUCCACUUUACUUUUGUACUUUAGAGAUUUAGAAGUAUAGUAGCCCUUUAAGAGUCAUAUAUAGAUUUUUAUUGAAUUAGAGAAUGAAUGAUGUUGGUUGUAAGUGGUAGAUUUUAUUUGUUGUUGUAAGUUAAAUGCCUUUCUUUAUGUCCAGUCAACAGAAUUGAUGGACUGAAUGGUUACAAGGUCAAACUGAACACAGCAGGCUGAACUCUUGAGUGAACAAUUUCAUGCUCAAAGUUAUUAAAUCUCCCAUUUUGGAUAUUAAUUUAUUGAAAAUGAAGUGGAGCUUAUGUGUACUAAUUUAAAUGGCUUGAUGAACCUGUUGAAAUGAAGUAAAUUGGGUGUUCUCACUUGUGAGGCCCAAAUAAUGGCAGCUUGUUUUAAAAUGUACAAUUUUCCUUAUUAUCUUUGACUUUCUGAAAAACAGAAACAUGUGAUUGUGUGUAAUUAUUUCAAUACAAUGUUUAAUGUAAAUAAAAUGUUUUUUUUAA
Seriola aureovittata is the source of this 8419-nucleotide messenger RNA. It is a transcript of the gene prr36a, whose product is annotated as proline rich 36a. The coding region runs from base 381 to 5000 and encodes 1539 amino acids. The record is from RefSeq and is a predicted model, not a curated record. The transcript is spliced from 6 exons. Lineage: Eukaryota; Metazoa; Chordata; Actinopteri; Carangiformes; Carangidae.